AUGAAGCCGCUCCUAGGCGCAUCGGAGCUCUCGGGGCAGGACGGCUCUCCCCGGCGCAGGGACAAGGCGGAGGAGUCGGAGCGGCACCGGACCCGGGAGCGCCUGGAAGCCACCCUGGCCGGCCUGGGCGAGCUGGCGUACCUGCGGCACCGGCAGGAGAUCCUGGUGAAGGCAGCGCUGAGCCCCGGGGUGGCCGCAGCUUGUACUGACCCGGCCGGGAGAGGUGACAGCCCCCGGAGCCUGGAGGAGCGCUUCCUGGAGGAAAAUAUUCUGCUGCUCAAAAAACAAUUGAACUGUUUACGAAAGAGGGAUGCUGGCCUGUUAAGUCAGCUGCAUGAACUGGACAAGCAGAUUAAUGACCUGAAGCUCGAUGUAGAGAAGACGGCUGAGGAACAUCUUGAGACGGACAGCCGACCCAGUUCAGGAUUCUAUGAGCUGAGUGAUGGGACGUCAGGAUCACUCUCCAAUUCCUCAAACUCUGUCUUCAGCGAGUGUUUAUCCAGCUGUCAGUCCAGCACCUGCUUUUGCAGCCCCCUAGAAGCAUCAUUAAAUCUUACAGAUGGUCAGCCAAGAUCAGCAGAAGACUUCUUUGAAUGGUUGGACUACAGGGAAGGCCAGUGUGAAAGUACAGGCACGGUGAGGCGAUCUUUUUCCGCACCCCAGUCUAACACCGCUGAAGUUGUUGCUGAUGUUCAUCCCAAGUACCAGUGUGAUCUAGUCUCUAAAAAUGGCAAUGAUGUCUAUCGAUACCCAAGCCCUCUUCAUGCGGUGGCUGUGCAGAGCCCAAUGUUUUUGUUGUCAAUGAUGGGCAAUAUGAAGGUGGAGGAGGAGGGGGAGAUGGGAGCCAAUAUGAAUGACUGCUUAGUGCCUGAACUUGAUGUACUAAAACCUGAAGACUCUUUGCUGCCACAGAGUAGUCCUUGCUCUGUUCCUUUUUCCCAGUAAAAAAUUGGAUGGGUACAUUUUAAGUGUCAUACAGAAAAAAUCACAUCCCAUAAGGACUAACAAACCUCGAACAAGUGUAAAUGUAGACCCAGCCAAAGGCAUUUUACGACAUGGAAGUAUAUGUGUUAAACAGACUGGUGGCAUCACUCAUAACAGCACCACUAACCUGAAGAAUUCUAAACAGCCAUGUUUACAUUCCUCUGGAAUAACCUCUGUGGAUAAUGGCACUUACCCUGCUCAAAAACUGUGCUUGAAAGAAACUCAAAGUGAACAGCUGGAGAAAAAAAUGCCAUUGGCUUCCAGCUACCAGCCAAGUAACAUUAAUGAACUACAAAGCCAAAACAAUUCACGGAACGUUGUGAAGUCUGUCCCUCAAAAUCUUACAAGGGGCCCUGGGAUUGGCACAUCAAACAUUCAAAAGGAACUACAUGUAAAUCCUAAUCCAGUUGCCAGUCAUUUUUCCAACGUUACCAGUCCUCUUUGUAAUGGAUCUCCCAAGGGAACUCAUAAGAUCACUUCACUUCCUCAGGAAGUUAAAAUUGUACAACCACCAAAAAGAAUUUCACCCAAAAACACAAUCAACUCUUAUACAUCUCACGAUGAGAGGCCACCGCUUGACUUCAAGAGUGAGGGGUCUUCUUCUCAGAGCCUGGAUGAAGGACUUUUGGUAAAUGCACAUUAUAUACCAGCCCAACAACAGGGCGUUAAACUCCAUAAGUCAAUCAAAAAUGUGAAGAUUGUCAAGAGCUCAACUUUAAAACACCGAUCCAGUAUUCAGCAUGUUGUGGAAAAUGGUUCUCAGACGCUGAAAGAAAAGAGCAAGGUGGUAACUAAAAAAUGCCGUUUUCCUGAUGACUUGGAUACAAAUAAAAAAGUAAGAAAGAUCUCUCCAAGAAGUAAGAAGGUUGUAGAAAGUGGUAAUGUGGGAAAAACUGCAGGUGCUAGCAAACCUACUAGCAAGCCUCAUGGACAUGCAAAGGAUGUAGUGUUGGCCAAACCCAGACACAAGAGGGGUGAUUACCGUAGGUGGAAGUCAUCAGCUGAAAUUUCUUAUGAAGAGGCCUUACGGAGAGCGAGGCGGCGGCACCAAAGGGAGAUGGUUGGGCUCUAUGCUCAGGUGCCCCUUCCUUAUGCCAGCCCAUACGCUUAUAUUGCAAGUGACUCUGAGUACUCUGCAGAAUGUGAGUCUCUGUUUCAUUCCACUGUUGUAGACACCAGUGAAGAUGAACAGAGCAACUAUACUACAAACUGUUUUGGCGAUAGUGAGUCCAGUUUGAGCGAGGUUGAGUUUGUUGGAGAAAGCACAACAUCAAGUGACACUGAUGAAAGUGGUGGACUUAUCUGGUCGCAGUUUGUACAUACCCUUCCGAUGCAAACACCCACAGCUGCUGCUCUUCAAACAACAGCCAAAGCUUUUGUCAAAAUUAAAGCCUCGCACAACUUGAAGAAGAAAAUCCUUCGCUUUCGAUCUGGGUCACUAAAGUUAAUGACAACAGUUUGA
Molecule: messenger RNA, 2446 nt
Organism: Staurois parvus
Lineage: Eukaryota; Metazoa; Chordata; Amphibia; Anura; Ranidae
Source: the annotation of a GenBank genome assembly